GAAGGCUUUGGGUCACUCUAGUUCCUACUUUGCUUGAUCCUCCAUGAGAAUGUUAAGUCCCUGCAGAGGAUGACGAAUAAUGUGGAGCCCUGGACGUUAACUGAGUAUCUUUGCUUCUUAUGUGUGUGAUUUACCACAGAGCCCAUGGGUAUGAAGGACUGGUUGUGUGCCUUUUGUUGCCUUAGACUCGGAUGUAUUGAUUACCCUAAACAUGAGAAGCAGCCACUAGUAAACAAUAACAACCAUAUCCAGAAUUACUCUGUAACCAAUGAUGAUGAGAGAAACCUGUGGAGCUCGCCUCAUGACCUGUCUCACACAGAAGCAGUUGAUGAUAGGGUGCUGCAUUCCUGGAUUCAGACGAGACGCCAACUAGAAAAAGACUCAGAGGAAUGGCAAAAACUCAACUAUGAAAUUUACACCCUAAGGCAAGCAAGAAGAGAAGUGAGAUCCAGGUGGAGAAGGAUACUGGAGGACUUGGGUUUCCAAAAAGAAGCUGAAUCUCUCUUGUCUGUUACGAAGCAAAGUACCAUCAGUUGCCCUAAAAAUAUGAAGAAGGCAAUGGAGCUCCUUCUGCGACUUGCAGAUGAUACAACAAUCUUCCCAGCAGGGUGGGAUCUGCCCGAAAGAUACCUCUAUAUAAUGGACCGACUGAUAUGUCUUGAUGCAGUGGAGGACUUCUUUAACAUCGCUCACAGGAGGUAUCCUAAAACGCAUGAGGAAAAAGGAUCUAAGAUGAUAAAGUGAGGCUCCUUUUGCAUGACCUUCUAGCAGACCUCAGAGGAGCAAGAGGGGGGCUUUUUUGUUUCCAGGCUGAGGGAUGCUCUUUUAAUGGGUUUUGGCUGCAAGUGCUGAUCUGAAUCUAAGAAAACUUUCAUUCUGCAUCUUGCAAAGAAAUGGGUCUCUAUGUACCAAGGAUGCCAAGUCCCCUUUCCUCUACUCAGUUCAGCAGAUCUGAUCCAACUAUUUACCAACCAGAACUUCUCGCUGCUCCCACUGCUGGCAGACUUGUCGCUAAAACUCAAAGCUUCCAUAGACUUGACGCUUCUUAGUCUUAACAACUUGCUGUUUUUGGAAAAUAUGUAUUUUAAAUAUGUUUAAAAAUGGUAUUAAUCAAUCUGCUACAUUGUAACAAGGUAUACAAUUAACUCUUGAUCCCCUGAUUGUACUUCCUGGCAUCAGAACAUUGCACAGGUAGAAAUAGUUUGAACAUGAACUAUAAAACGCUAAUAAUAUGUACUCCUUGUCUCUAUAUUAUUUUAGAGGCACUAAUAUAGGCCAUGUUUUAUCCCACCUUCAUUUUGUGGUUGGCUUCAAGAGCCAUUUUGUGGGAUGCUCCAGUAUUAAAAGGCAUGUGGCUUUCAGCAAGUGGCCCAUAAAAAAAAUGUCAAUGAACCAAGAAACCCUGUAAUGUUGACUAUAUGGUUAUAGUCUUGGCCCAUAAAGACACAUUUAGCCACUGCCAGCAAACCUGACGUACAUGGCUUAUGAAUAAGAGCGUGUUUGUCACUCCAUCACACAUCUCCAGGUUCUGGAUGGUUGUCAGUGAUCAGCCAUUUUCAGCCCAAGAUCCUAUGGAAAUCCAUAAAAAUAAAUAAAUAAUAAUUUGCUCUGAUAAUGGUAACACUGCGGAGAUCACUGGCUACGUUUUAGGUUUACGCCCCACUUCAGACCAGACAGUCUUGAGGUGUGGUCAUAUGCUACAAAUGGUCCUAGAAAAUGCUAUAGCCGUGAACAAGAACACAUUUUUAUUAAAGGGGUUGGCCACUUUCUGGUUACUGUUGACCAAUGUGUUUGUGAGAGGAUUAUACGUCAUUUACUAAAAUGGCCUUUGUUGAAAUUGUGCUCUUUUUCAUAAGAUAUGCCCCCUAGUUUACAGGGUCUUUUGUGCUGUCCA
Messenger RNA from Bufo bufo (common toad), 1894 nucleotides. RefSeq names its product melanoregulin (gene MREG). Gene Ontology annotation, cellular component: melanosome. NCBI's taxonomy places the organism in Eukaryota, Metazoa, Chordata, Amphibia, Anura, Bufonidae. Gene Ontology annotation, biological process: melanocyte differentiation; melanosome transport. The transcript has 6 exons. Bases 145 to 744 code for a protein of 199 amino acids. The record is from RefSeq and is a predicted model, not a curated record.